Molecule: messenger RNA, 852 nt
Organism: Haliotis rufescens (red abalone)
Lineage: Eukaryota; Metazoa; Mollusca; Gastropoda; Lepetellida; Haliotidae
Product: perlucin-like
Exons: 1
Coding region: 84-584 (166 amino acids)
Molecular function (GO): signaling receptor activity
Source: RefSeq, a predicted model, not a curated record
AUGCGUUGUGUUUAAUAGGUCAAAUAAAAGAUAACGACGAUUCACGGAUUCGAUACACGUUGAAAGGUGUAUGUUUCUACAAUAUGCUGAAAAUGUUUAACUCAUCAGUGAGUAUUAUUGUCGUGCUGGCAGUUAUGAACGUGGUUUCCUGUGACUGCCCAAACGGCUUCCUGCACCAUGAUGACUCCUGCUACAGCCUCAUCCGUGUCCAAGCCUCGUGGGCCGAGGCGGCCGUGUACUGUCAGGCUAUAGGCUCCCACCUGGCCUACGUGGAGACGGAUUCCGAACAAACCUUUGUGGAAGGUUAUCUCAAAAGAGAAGACUCUACUAUAACGACUGAUGGUGUCUGGAUCGGUGGGUUGACGUACCUGACGGAGAAAGAGUGGCAGUGGGGAUUUCAAAAUACCCGAAUCGCCAGUACCUUCUGGGCCCCUGAAGACCCUAAUAACGACGGCGGCAGCCAGUGGUGUCUGAUGUUGUACAAGAAGGGCGACUUCCGGUGGGACGACAAUGAAUGUGAUGAAAACGAGUUUUUCCUGUGUGAGUUGGAGUUCGGAUCUUCACCUGACAUAGUGGGCAAAUAACAUUGAAGUCGGAACAAAGGACUCUGCAUGACACAGUACGGAAAUUGACGUCGGUGACACUUAUUUUGUUCCCAGAAUCAGUUGUCAAAUUUUAUUUGUGAUUACUGUGCAAGUUAUCUGUUCUAUAUGUGUGACAUAAAAAGUAACACAGCUCAAGUCAAUGCUUAAAAUGAACAGUAUAUAUGAUCUUGUCACUUGUCAAAUAGUUCCAUGUAUUGGCAUUGAUAAGUGAUUCAAAAUGAAUAAAAUCGACGUAAUCAUAACAAAA